GAGGCAGACACAACUUAGUACUGUAGGUCUGGAGAACACCAAGGGGGAGGAUCUUAUUUCACUCCCCUGUGCACAGUCUGAGCAUACAUCAGACCUGGAGGUGCACAGAUUCAGACAAGAGUAAAGAGGCGUGUGAUGAUUCUGCCUUAGUACUUGUACAGACAGGAGUGUUUCCAGUACUUCUUUGUACAACUCGCUGAGGGAAUGGGAACCUGUUUUAUAGCUCUGGAAACAUAUGCACAGUAAGAAUGUCUGAGGUUAUCCGAUGCACUCUGGUGAACUGUAGUUGUCUGUGUUUCAAACCUGGAAAAAUAAACCAACGACAAUGUGACCAGUGUCGACAUGGUUGGGUAGCGCAUGCCCUAAGCAAAUUAAGGAUCCCCAACCUGUAUCCAACAAGCCAGGUAGAGAUAGUACAAUCCAAUGUGGUCUUUGAUAUCAGUAGCCUCAUGCUGUAUGGAACCCAAGCCAUUCCUGUCCGCCUUAAAAUCCUGCUAGAUCGUCUUUUCAGUGUCCUGAAGCAAGAAGAGGUGAUACAGAUUCUCCAUGCACUGGACUGGACACUGCAGGAUUAUAUACGUGGAUACGUGCUACAGGAUGCUUCAGGAAAGGUGCUGGAUCACUGGAGCAUAAUGACCAAUGAAGAAGAACUGGCUACUUUGCAGCAGUUUCUUCGCUUUGGGGAGACUAAAUCCAUUGUAGAGCUAAUGGCAAUUCAAGAGAAAGAAGGGCAGUCAAUUAUAAUACCUACAACAACGACUAAUUUGGAUAUUAGGGCAUUUAUAGAAAGUUGCAAUCAAAGAAGUCCUAAUCUUUCUUCUUCCAUGGACAAAAUGAGCUCUACCAACGUUCAUCACUUUGAGAACAUUGUAAAUAAUAUGGCUUUCAUGCUGCCUUUUCAGUUUUUCAGUCCAGUGCCUCCACCUUUGAUAGGUUCACCACCAGAAAGACAUUUGCUUGAGCAAGGUCAAGACCGCAGCAAUGAAACUAAACAAGAUGUUCAGAUACCAUUUUCCGAAAGCAACUUCUUAAUUUCCAGUUCUACUUCAUUUCAAGUUGAAAAUGAGAGGAGCAUAAACAGCCCAGAUGCCACUACUAAAACAGAAGACGAUGCCCCUUUAAGUGAUUCUAGCUCACAUAAUACAAUAACAAAGCUUGAAAGGACAGAGUUAUCUCCAGAAAAUAAAAUGAAAUCUGUUGAAAAAAAUGGCAUUGGACCAAGAAAAGGACGAGUUUUCUGCACUGCCUGUGAAAAGACAUUUUAUGACAAAGGAACUCUGAAGAUCCACUAUAAUGCUGUUCAUCUGAAGAUCAAACACAAAUGCACAAUUGAAGGCUGCAAUAUGGUGUUUAGUUCUUUGCGAAGUCGAAAUCGUCAUAGCGCAAACCCCAACCCAAGACUCCAUAUGCCAAUGAACAGAAACAACAGAGAUAAAGACCUGAGGAACGGUUUGACUAUCGCUGGACCUGAAGAAACCAAAAGGACGGACUUUACCAUUUUAACCCCAGAUAGUAGACCUAUUACUAGCUAUGUCAGUUCUUGCACAGAUUCAAAGGUGCAAUCCAGUUUUCCCAGUAUUGGACAGAACGGUGUUCUCUUUCCAAACUUAAAGACAGUUCAGCCAGUUCUUCCUUUUUAUCGCAGUCCAGUCACACCAGCUGAGCUUGCUAAUACCCCAGGCAUACUCCCUUCUCUACCUCUCAUUUCUUCAUCAAUACCCGAGCAGCUGGUUGCUAAAGGAUUGCCAUUUGAUGCACUACCCAAGAAAAAAUCCCGUAAAUCGAGCAUGCCCAUCAAAAUAGAGAAAGAAGCUGUUGAGACAGCUAAUGAAAACAGCAACCUUGCCAGCUCGGAAGAUGAUACACCUCUGCAGGUGGUAAGCGAUGGAGAGCUGGAGACCUGUGAGCAUAGGAUUGAAAAGCAGAUGAGUGACAGGGUAGAAAAGCACCCCAUUUCAGGUAAUUCAUGGAAAUCUCUCUCUGGGGUAGAGGGCCCAAAAUAUUUUGAUUCUGUCAUUGAGCCAAAUAACAAAUACAUCAAGGAAACCGCUGAGAAUGAAUUGGAUCACUCUAAGAGAGAGAUUACGCCAGAAGAAAACCAAGCAUUAAAAGUAGCUUCUCAUGAAAUCAUGUCUGAAGAUCCAGAACAACACAACAGUGAUGUUAUAAAACCAGUGACUACAUCCUCUCUUUAUAUUAAAGAGCAGUCAAAGCACCGGAUUCCUAGUAAUGAUUGCACUGAAUUGCACCACCACUUGCUAACUGGGGGCCUCUUCAGUGCUUUGUCCAACAGGGGUGCUGCCAUUCCUUGUUUAGAAGACUCUAAAGAUAUGGAUCAUAUCAGUCAACAUGCACUAGGGAUUCAGAAGGCAGAAAGCCGCUUUCAUUGUGACAUCUGUAAGAAGACAUUUAAAAAUCCUUACAGUGUAAAAAUGCAUUAUAAAAAUGUACAUCUGAAAGAAAUGCAUAUUUGCACAGUUGAGGGUUGUAAUGCUGCUUUUCCUUCUCGUAGAAGUCGAGACAGACAUAGUUCAAAUUUAAAUCUUCAUCAUAAGCUUCUGACCAAAGAUACACUGGAAUUCAAGGACAACUAUUUCAAUGCAACAUACCUCUUGAAAGACAUGGCUAAGGAGGUUUGUCAAGAUGUGUCUUUAAAACAACAUGUUGGACAGACUUCUGUAAUCUUCAAAGGAAUGAACAGAACAGGCAGCUUGGUUUUUCCACUGAGCAAAAUCAGAGAACCCUGUUCUGAGAAUUAUGGAUAUGAUCCAAUGAAUGAUGGUGCUGUUCUGGAUUUAAGCACUACUUCCAGCAUUAAGUCUGAGAGCAGUGCACAUUCCUCUUGGGAUUCUGAUGGAGGCAGCGAAGAAUGCAUCAUGCCUUUGGAUGAUAGUGAUGAAAGUUGUGAAGGGCCAAGCCUAAUACCGAAUGAAGAGCUCUACCCGGACUGUACUGUAAUUGAGAAGGCUAAUCAAAGCUUUACAAAUUUACCUUCCAGUUUGCCAAUAACUUGUCAUAUAUGCCAAAAAAAUUACAGUAAUAAAGGAACCUUCAGGGCCCAUUACAAAACUGUGCAUCUCCGCCAGCUCCACAAAUGUAAAGUCCCAGGUUGCAACACAAUGUUUUCAUCUGUCCGCAGUCGAAACAGGCAUAGUCAGAAUCCCAACUUGCACAGAAGUCUGACCAGAUCACCAAAUAGCCUCCAGUAACAACGUACUAAUCUCAAUUGACUUUUUGCUAAGCGUAAAUCAUUUCAGAUAAGAAAGAGUUGGAAAGAUUUUUAAACAAAACAAAAAAAACAACCUCAUUUGAUGCUGGGUCCAUUUAACAUAUGGGGUCAAAUUCUGCUCUCACUUAUACGGAUGCUUUCCUACAGCUUCACUGAGCAAAAUGUGGUGCCAUCAUUUUUAAACCAUUAUUUUGUUUGACGUUAAAUAACAGAAACUUCUUUAAGGAAAAGAAAGCAGUAUUGGCAUUGGGGUGAAUGUGGCACCGUUAACUGAAGUCUUUUUGACAGUUUGCAAAGUAUUAUUCACUUACAGUACGAAGUUUCAAAGGAGAAACCUCCAUCCCAUUGGAUCCUGUUAUGUUUACAUGUUAAAUGGGAGUAGUAUUCUAGGAUGUCAAUAAAGAUGGGGGCGUCCUUUGGUUGGGUUGGGGGUUUGGGGACUGUCAUUUUAUUCCUGAGGCCAUUGUCAGAGGCUCACUUGCAGUAUUAAAUAAAUUAUGGUGUUUUCAGUUUAGUUUUCACUGAAUUUCAAAAGCCAAAAUACAAAUUUAGGAGAAUGUAGGAUGAUGCAAAUUCUCCACAAAUUCUGCAGUCCUUACUCCUUAAUUUCAAUGGGAAUUUUACUUGGAUAAAGACUGCAGGAUUCUGGCCCUUUGAGAAUAGACCAGAACUAGAUUUAAAACGAAAUAUUCCUUUCCAUGCAAGAGGGUCUCUUGGUUAAAUCUGAGAGAUCAUGACAUGUAUCAGCAGAAGACAGCUAAGCAUGUUGGUUCCAGAACUACAGCAAACAUCCCAGAGGUAGAAAAAAGUAAAUACUAUAUUUUAAAUGCAUUUUUUUACCUCUACUUUCACGAAAAGUGGAAUACUUGGGGGGAAAUCCCCCAAAUUAUUCAUAAUUUUAAAGGUAUAGUUUCAAACCUGUGGGUAGGGUGACCAGACGUCCCAAUAUUUAGGGGUUUGUCCCAUGUCCCGACUGAUCUUUGGUCCCGAUAUUUUGCGGUAUUCCUUUUUUUCUUUUUUCUUUUUUCUUUUUUUUUUUUUUGCUCUGCUG
Trachemys scripta elegans is the source of this 4280-nucleotide messenger RNA. It is a transcript of the gene BNC1, whose product is annotated as basonuclin 1. The transcript is spliced from 5 exons. Gene Ontology annotation, cellular component: nucleus. NCBI's taxonomy places the organism in Eukaryota, Metazoa, Chordata, Testudines, Emydidae. Gene Ontology annotation, biological process: regulation of transcription by RNA polymerase I. The record is from RefSeq and is a predicted model, not a curated record. Bases 249 to 3209 code for a protein of 986 amino acids.